Serendipita indica DSM 11827 is the source of this 888-nucleotide messenger RNA. The record is from the annotation of a GenBank genome assembly. NCBI's taxonomy places the organism in Eukaryota, Fungi, Basidiomycota, Agaricomycetes, Sebacinales, Serendipitaceae.
AUGUUCUACUGGAUGCCCUCCAAGGCAAACAUUGCCACCGCUACAGCUUCAAAUACGCUUUAUAAGCCCGCAAAGCGACCCGUUGGCUUGUUCUUUGGUGGAACGUCUGGAAUUGGACAAGCAAUGGCCGAACAAUUUGCGCGUCAAACCAAUGGACGAGCUCAGAUUGUCCUCCUUGGUCGAAACGAGCAGGCUGCUAGGGCGAUCAUUGACGGCUUUCCGAAAACGGAUUCUUCGACGCCGGAAGAAGAUUCUUCCAAGUAUUCGUUUAUCAAAGUCGACGCAACGUCCAUGGCUCAAGUGCGGGAAGUGACCGCCAAGCUCUUGAAUGAGCUAGAGAAAGUCAAUUAUAUCGUCGCCACGGCAGGGUUCGUCACGCUCAAAGGGCGCGACGAGACGAGUGAAGGCAUUGACAAAAAGCUCGCGUGUCACUUUUACGCACGGUUUCGGUUCAUCUACGACUUGAUGCCACUGGUGGACAAAGCGGCAAACGAUGGAGAGGAGACUGGGGUGAUAAGUGUGUUAGCUGCUGGGACCGGUCAACAGGUCGAACUCGAUGACCUUGGUCUCGUGAAACGGUAUAACUUGGGAAAGGCAGCAGGGCACGCCGCUACGUACAACGACGCAAUGAUUAUUAACCUCGCUUUGACGCAUCCCAAGACUCGGUUCUAUCACGCAUUUCCCGGACUAGUCGACACGCCGAUAAUGAAAUCGUUUCCUAGCAUCAAUUUUCUUUAUCCCGUACUCAAAUUUCUGACCAAACCUUUGCUAAUAUUCUAUGGUGGAGGAUGUGGACGAAGGAAACUCCGUGGACAACCGGUGAUCACCAGAUCAAUCAUCGAGGGGAAGAAGUCGCACAUAAUCGAUACGCGACGGAAGAAACCGUGA